Messenger RNA from Gadus macrocephalus (Pacific cod), 1301 nucleotides. RefSeq names its product transmembrane 6 superfamily member 2b (gene tm6sf2b). The transcript has 10 exons. Bases 72 to 1217 code for a protein of 381 amino acids. NCBI's taxonomy places the organism in Eukaryota, Metazoa, Chordata, Actinopteri, Gadiformes, Gadidae. Gene Ontology annotation, cellular component: endoplasmic reticulum-Golgi intermediate compartment membrane; endoplasmic reticulum membrane. The record is from RefSeq and is a predicted model, not a curated record. Gene Ontology annotation, biological process: regulation of lipid metabolic process; lipid homeostasis.
CAAACUAAAACCCAAUAUUCUUCUUAUUUCAGCGAAGGCUGUGAUUCUGAGAGGGAUUCGUGUUCGACAAGAUGGAGACCAUAGUUUUCUUGUUUUCAUUUUCCGCCCUUGGCGUUCUUUAUGCGAUGAACAGCAUCCCUGAGCUUCAAGAGCCCUAUGUGAUCUUGGGAGUAGGAAUGGCUGUUUUGGUGCUCGUAUUUCUGUUCUACUUCCUCAUAACCCGUGGCAACCCACCUAAAGACGUCUUAUUCUUUGUGUUUGCUGUUUUCUGUUUCACGUGUGUCAUCGAUCUAAUAAGCGCUUUGCAACAAGAUGGGGUCGUUUCUGGGUUCAUGGAAUUCUAUGAGAAAACAGGGGAGCCAUACCUGGGCUCAGCCUAUGCCAUUAUGAUGUGCUACUGGGAUGGGAUCGUUCACUUCGUCAUGUACCUGAUGAUGAUCAGCAGGAUAACAGAUAGGAAGUCCUACCGCACCAUGGGGCUGUUCUGGGCCGGCUCUCUCUGCGCCAACAUGAGUGUGUUUAUCGUUGGCAUCGUCGCAGGUAAAUAUGGGUUGGAAAUCCGUCCAGCUUUCUGGAUCAACUUUGUGUUCCUUUUGCUGCCGGUAUGGGCGACAAUCACCCUGUUCAUUCGUGCCAAGGACAGACCACUGAUUGGUGGAUACAAUGCCCACAACGUGCAGACCAUGAAUCUGAUCUGGCGCCCCCAGGAUUUGAUGCUGGUACUGCUCCUGUUAGCCGCCAUGGCCUUCACUCUCCUCAGAGGACUGGUGGCUCUGGGUUCCCCGCUAGAAGCAUGUUCCGUCUACCUGGAGCAAUACGAGCCCUACCUGAGCGACCCUGUGGGCUUCCCCAAAGUCAUGAUGCUGCACAUCCUUUUCUAUGGGCUGCCCCUACUGGGCUCCUUUGUCUACGGACUCCUCAAGCCCGGGUGCACAUGGAUGCCGGACUGGACCAUGUUCUUCUCGGGGGCUUUGAUCCAGUGCCAGUGGGCCCAUAUCGGAGCGUCCCUCCAUUCACGCACCUUGGCUCCGUUCCGUAUCCCUGGCGACUCGCUGUGCUGCGUGUUGAUGGCCAACGUUCUCUACGCCCUGGUCCCCAUCCUGGUGGCCCUGCGCGUCAACAGUAACCCCUACUUCUUCCUGAAGAUCGCCCCCUUCCCGGGGCAGACAGGCCUGCCCAACAGUGAGGAGAAAGACACCAAAUACAAGGAUAAAUAAUGGUUCAAAACGAUUCUGAGAGGGGAACUGUGUGUAGUUACGCUGGCCUUGUUGCCAUAUAAAUAAAAGAUUUGUUUUGCUCAA